Messenger RNA from Melanaphis sacchari, 693 nucleotides. RefSeq lists its product as uncharacterized. The record is from RefSeq and is a predicted model, not a curated record. The transcript is spliced from 4 exons. Lineage: Eukaryota; Metazoa; Arthropoda; Insecta; Hemiptera; Aphididae. Bases 1 to 693 code for a protein of 230 amino acids.
AUGGCCAAGGUUACCGCACCUCCAACAGACUCCAGAUCUGUCGAUUCUAGUGCAGUUCCUAGAGUUGUGACCGAACGCCUGAUAUCUGAAGCACCUCUCGGUGAUGACGGAGGCAGCGUAUUUGGAUAUUUUAGCCGUGGCAAUUUGUUGGCCAGAGCGGGUCGGCCGAAUGCGCUCAUCGCAGAUACCUUCGCGCUCAGCCUUGGUGACGGUGUUCCAUUAUCAGUGUACAAUGAAGUAAUAGAGAGAGCCAUAAAGGCUGAAUCAAAAAUGGAGUCAAGUAAUGCAUUUAAAUGGUUCGUAACAGCCCGUUCGGCUAUAGAAGAAUUUGAGGAUACUCAUUUUCGUAAGAUAAGAAUUGAAGUACCAAAAGAUAUAAAUGAUGUAUUUGAAAAGAGACGAUUAAGAAGACAGAUGAAAUGGCAACAUAUUUUAGAAAAAUGCGAAGAAUAUGAUGUUAAAAAAUUAUUACACCGACUAGAACAAAAUAAAAUAUUAAAAGAUGAAUUUUGUUUACGAAUUUCCGUUGCUUAUGGUAUGCUAUCAAAAAUAAUUCAUAACGCAGUGUUAACACCAGGUUCUGGACAAAUAAGUUUCAGUUUUCUCACUACGGAUGAGGAUGUGAAUAAAGCUAUACAAAUUUUCAUGCAGGGGUUUGAAAUAAAAGAUCAGAUUAUUGAAACGAUCAAAUAA